Messenger RNA from Chilo suppressalis (striped riceborer), 3579 nucleotides. The record is from the annotation of a GenBank genome assembly. NCBI's taxonomy places the organism in Eukaryota, Metazoa, Arthropoda, Insecta, Lepidoptera, Crambidae.
ACCGGUUGUAAUUUAAAUUUAGAUGCGUCAAAGGGUAUUUGGAGGAUAUUGUGGAUAAAGAAUUCUUGUGAUGUAGGGAGUGUUCAAAUAGGAGUAAGAGAAAAAUAUACAGCCUAUGUGCUACUAACUUUUCGACCCAGAUAGUAGAAUAAAUAUGAUAUAGAGCUGGGAUGGCAGGACUGAUGCCAAUCCCCACGCAAAAUAGGCACUGGGUGUCGAGUUGCGGAAACAGCCCGCCGUACUACUAAGCCGUACUACUAGUAGAAAGUAGAAACCUAUCAAUAUUAAUGGUUAUUUAGUUUGUCUUAUAAUGUGAAUGUGUAUGUACGAUGUUUUUAAAUUGAAGUAAAUAAUGAAUCAUAUAAUGUACUUGUUCAUCAUGGAAAGAGAUCUAAAUAGUAACACAAAGACUAAUAAAACUGCCUACCGGACAAAUUGUGACCGAGAUCGUACGUUUAUAUUAAAAUUUAACCUUUACGUCAGCGUGAUAAGAAUACUGAGCUAUUAAUUUACUUUAUAUGUUUUGGGGUUUCGAUACUAUAUAAAAGGAGUAGAAAACCUUUGAAUAUUAGAAGAAGAGGCGAUAUAGAAUGCGAACAGGUAGGUACUUACUUGGUGACUGGGUUUUAAUAUCAUCAAAACGAAGUAAAUUAUUUUAGCUUUUUUCCUUCAUCUUAAUUUAAUUCCUUUUUCUUUAUUUUACUUAUUAUCAUAUGUUUAUUGCUUGGUAGAAAUAUAUAGAAUUUGUUUAUAUUUAAGUCUAAAGAAAAUUUUACUGGAAUAAAAUCCGCGCGGUCCAUGCAGCAGACGGUACUCAAACCCGCACCCUCCGCUAUCCGGACGGAUGCAUGGAUUGUUUGUAUUUUUAAAAUUGAAGGCCAAAUAUUGCUCUGAAAUAUAAAAUUUUAUUUGUUGUCACUGGCAUGCGUUAUGCCUGCACCUCACAUGGUUGCGGACGCGCAUUAAAACUUGGCAUGCCCAGGUGACGUAAUAAUAUGUGAUACAAAUUUUGAGUUUCACCAACUGGGCACACGUUUAUCCAGUCUGUGUCGAGUUGGUAUAAUUAUAACCUAUUGUAAACUGGACAGCAGUCUCUCUUUUUCAUCCCUUAGAGUGCAUGAUAUAGAUAUACUGAUGUCAAAAUGACAAAAAGCAACUACAAAUAGUCAUGUGCAGUACCUCUAGCACGAACCAUUAUCGAAUAGUUUGCGAGUCCGAAAUAUCACUGUCAAAAUUUGUAUGGCAACUUGAAUAAAAGCGCCACAACGGACGUAUCGAGAAGCAAAAAUCAGUACACAUUUGACAGAGACAUUUCGCACUCGCAAACUAUUCAAAUUUGAUAUUGGUUUGUGCUAGGGGUACAGUGCUAGAGCAUAACGUAUAGUAGUACAAUUUUUUGUCGAGAUUCGCUCCUAGGGUCUUAAGAAUUUCAAAUGUGAUCUCUAGGGAGCGAAUUAAGACAAUAAUAGUAAUAAGGGACAUUGGGCAAAAAUGUAUGGACGCUGCACCCACGUCCGCUACGGAUUAAACUACAUUUGUUUGAAAGAUAUUAUAGUCAUGAUGAUCUGUGCCAAAGCGCAUCAAAUUCCAUCGCGGGGGUCUUUAGUUAUUUUAAGUUCAAUAGGUACAAGUACUAUAACAAACGAACAUUAAUAAAACAAGGGAAUUAAUUUAGUUAGUUAGUUCGAACCUGCAUAAGGGGCUCAGGUAUUAUGGGAGUACUUCACAAGGUGCAAGCGUUCCCCUUUAUGAUAUUCUGCCGCGCUAGAGUAAAUCCCCGCAUGGGUUCGGGGUUUUUCAAACAUUUUGUUCGUUAUAGUAAAUUGUCUUCUAUGUAAAACGGAGCGACCACAAAUCAUACAAACUUGUCCACGCUUCGGAGAAAACAUGGUUCCAGUUCAUCCAUACUAAUUGACAAAACCGAUAAUCGUGUUCCAAUGUCCAAAGCAUGUUAAAUAAAAAUCAAUCAAGUGACAGGGAGCGCAACUGCAAGUGCUUCAACCCCCGUAAACCGUUUUGAGGUGUCUCAGUAAGUGCAAGCGCAGGAUGGUCGGCAGGCUUUGUCAUAUAUUAUUAUGAUUACUAAUAAUAUAAAAUGAAGGUACUAUAAAAUGAAUUUAUUUAGCUACUUAAAUAUGCCCAUGUAUCAUAUCUUUUGACUACCAGGAUAUUUUUUUACGGUGUCAUAAUAAAAAAGGCUACUUUUUCAUAGAACUAUCGAUUCAUACUAAUUACAUUUUUGGCGGAACUGGGUGUGUUUUACUCAUUGUCCUUUCGGGACCACUCAUAGCAAGAAAAUAAAGAUGAUGACGGGGUAUAGUAAAGGGAAUGCUAUUGAGUCCGUCAGUCAGAUUAUCAGAAAAAUGGACACUUAUUUUUUGCUUUUGUCAAUCGACCAAAUAAUAAUAAAUAUAAAGCGAGUCAAAGUUUGGGAAUGGGGGUUCGUGACUUCGUUUCUAAGUAAAAAAAAUACUUAGACGUGACGUCCUGCUACAUUGCAAAUCAUUAUAUUCCUGUAAUGUUUUGAAAACGCAUUUCAAACGUAGCAUUCGAAGUCGAAGCAAGACGCUUUAUCAACCGUUAUCUAUUCGCUUUCAAAGUUGACGAUACAACCCCAGUCAAGCCCAGCUUCUAAACGUUGUUUCUCAAGGUCAAUUUUCAUAAAAUUUCUCACAUCAUGGAUUUGUUAUAGUUUUUAAUUAUUUUUGUUACCAUAAAUUACGACGAUAAAGUGUUGGCAAUCACACUUUGGAUGAAUCAAAGUGCUGCUCUUAUUUCGUGGUUUUAAUUAUAGUCACAUAAUUACAGUACAUACAAGGUAGUAGCUUGAUAAUUUGGAAGAGUCCAUCUAACUUUUGUUAUGAGACAUUACGUCGUCUCCUUAUGGUUGUAAAGCAAUUUGCCCGAGAUGAACUAAACGACUGUAGCAAAUAUAACGACGUGUGUGACUCCACAUAGUGUAGCUAUAAUAAUAAAUGAGUUACUCCAAGUUUUGGAUAAUAAUAACAAAGGCAGACCUAAUUGUAAAUGGGGAUCGCGUCUCAACCAUGGCCCGUGAGUUUAUAAUUUACAUUGAUUCCCAGCAGGCGCUCUGUGUAGUUAUUCCGUUAUUGUUUUGCCGUUUUCAAGGACCAAUCCAGCGUAUAAAAUGUCGACAGAAUUAUAAAAAUAAACAGUAUCACUUCCAAGGAAUCAUUGUCUGUACGCUCCCUUUAAAUAAGUUCUAUAAGAAAAAUGCUGGCUAAAUUGCUGCUCCUGUUCGUUUUGCUGGCAUUGGCGUCUGCUGCACCUCAAUAUUACUCCGGUUACGGCUAUGGAAACUAUGGCUAUCCCAGCUAUUAUGGUUACUCAGGCUAUAGCCCCCUAAGCUAUAGCAGCUCUUACGGCACCUAUGGAGCUUCUCCCUAUGGAUAUGGAUAUUAUUGAUGGACAAAACUAAAUGGAUAUUGGCAAGAAAUGGCAACAUUAAACAUAGAUUUUUAAGUUCCCAAUUGGUUAAGUUAUUUUUUUUAGAAUUUUGUUUUUUUUUCGCAGUAGAAAUGAUAGUUUUGUUUUGAGUCACAACUAAUAAAUGCUGUG